UCAGAAACCUCUCACAUUUGUCACCUUUCUUUCUCACAAUUUCACUUCUCACCUAAGCUUUUUAAGCCUCCUUUUUCUACAUUUUCAUUUUCAUUUUUUUCCUUUAAAAAAAAAAAGAAAAUUAUUUUUAUUUUCAUUUUUAUCAGAAACAAACAGAGCCACUAGGAAAAGAAAAAGCUUCAUGUGACUGUGACAAUGGAAGCUAAACCUCUUCAAAUUGUUCCCUCUUCACACAACAACACCUAUGGAGGUGGGUCCCAUAAGAAGAUUAACAUGGAGAAUGGUGAAGUUGGCGAAGAAGGGAAAAGGGUUGUUGUUGUAGUGAAGGAAGAGGAAGAAAACCCUUUGAAGAUCACAACAUGUCACCACAACAAGUGUUGUUUGUUCACAGAAGCUCAAAGGCGUGAGCUUGAUUAUCAAGUUUUCAUCUUUAACCAUUUUGCAUAUAACCUUCCUAUUUCUCAUUGCCGUUUCCAAUUUCCAACUAAUAUGUCAGAGUGCACUCGUCUUGGUUCUGAUUAUGCGACUAUGGUGGAUUCAGAACCACAAAGAUGUAGAAGAACCGAUGGAAAGAAAUGGAGGUGCAGUAAGAACACAUUACCUAAUCAGAAGUAUUGCGAACGCCACAUGCAUAGAGGUCGUAACCGUUCAAGAAAGCUCGUGGAAACAGCUCAAGUUAACUCUUGUUUGACAACAACAAAGCCUAGUAGCAAGUCACAUGAAAACUCUCUGGUCAUUCAACAUAGUGACACAUUCUCAUACACUCCAUCAAGAAGCUUCUGUGUCGUAAAUACCUCUUCGGAUUGUAAUCGGUCGAGAAAUGUCAUAGAUUCUGAUAACUAUCACACUUCCUUUUCUGCUGUGGUGAAUCCUUGUUCCACUUUGGCCUCUGCUGUUAAACCUAAGGUGACUACUUUCGGCAGCACGGAAUCUGUUACUUCAGAUAAUACAAGUCGUGAUUAUGUGUGCAAGCAAGAUGAACAGACGAAGGGUUGUAUUGGCAACGACACUAGUAUUAAAAGUCGUAGGAAAGGAAGCAUUUCUUGUGAAGGUAAUGGUGUCUCUACUGGAAUAGGCUUCUCCCCAAAGAGUGUUCUUCAAGUUUCUGGUUGCAAUGCUUCAUAUCUCAACCACAGCAACAACAGUACAGUAGAACCUGAACCCGGUAGAUGCCGAAGAACAGACGGUAAAAAGUGGCGAUGCAAGAGCGCGGUUCUUCCUGGUCAGAAGUAUUGUGCAACACAUAUGCAUAGAGGCGCUAAAAGGCGUUUUACAAACAACGAAUCUCCUCCCUCUGCCACUGGCGCUGCUACUACAGCUACUAUUACUUCUGAAGUUACCAUUGCUCGUUUGCCUUACCCUUCGGCCGCAACCAACAUUCAGAAAGCAUACUGUACAAUUCCAAACACAAAGCUUUCGAUGUCGGUACCAGAAAGUGAACCUUUCAUAAAAUGUAAUGAGAAAAGUGGUAGCUGCAGUGACACUGAUACUAGUACUACCAUCACUGAUACCAUCAAUGAGUGUAGCUAUGUUUCUUUCUAAAUAGUUUUGUUUCAUUUCUUGAAACAUGUUUUGUUUUGUGUUAAUAUGAACAAGUUAACCUAUCUGCAAACUUAGAUAAAUUAUGUGUGUAGUGAACAGUUGUUUAAAUACACUUUGAGUUUUGUUUAUAUUAAAGAAUGAAGAUAGUACUUAUUACC
Messenger RNA from Cicer arietinum (chickpea), 1700 nucleotides. Its product is annotated as growth-regulating factor 9. Gene Ontology annotation, cellular component: nucleus. Gene Ontology annotation, biological process: DNA-templated transcription; developmental process. Lineage: Eukaryota; Viridiplantae; Streptophyta; Magnoliopsida; Fabales; Fabaceae. The record is from RefSeq and is a predicted model, not a curated record.